Suillus clintonianus is the source of this 1154-nucleotide messenger RNA. RefSeq lists its product as uncharacterized. NCBI's taxonomy places the organism in Eukaryota, Fungi, Basidiomycota, Agaricomycetes, Boletales, Suillaceae. The transcript has 7 exons. The record is from RefSeq and is a predicted model, not a curated record. The coding region runs from base 145 to 1059 and encodes 304 amino acids.
GAACCCCCUGUGGGAAGCAAAGUAUCCUUCGUGGUCUCGUUUAUCUAUGCGGUGUCAAUCAUUAAUAGUAGAUAUCGGGGACCGCCUCUCGCACUGGCGAGAUCUGCUACUACUUCAACACGUUUCUCAGAGUCGUUUUUGCAGAUGGACACACAAGAGACGGUGGUAUACACCUACAACUUACUAGCUGGAAAUGCUCCCCUGCAAUUCUCCGUGCUCGUCGAACCCGAACCCGAUCAACCAAACCACUACACCCUGUCCCUCUCAAUGAAGGCUGGUCAUGUUGAAAGAGCGCUCUGUGCUCCAGUCACCCUGAGACUAUCAAUAGACCCCCGGCGGCUGGACUUUUCUGUCUUCGUUUUCCCUCCACGAACGAGUUUACCGGCUGGUUGCCUGUACAACCUGCGCGUCUGGCUUAAGACUGCAGGUGUUGACCACCGGAUAUUUAGCGAUAACGAUCUCUGGGUCGGAAGAGACCCUGACUUUCGAUCUGUUGGAGACGCUUGCUUUGCUGUAUUGCGAAAUGCAACGCAAGACAUGCUGAUAUAUCAGGGUGCCGUAGGUCAUGCGCACGUUAGCUACAUCAUAAGGUGGAAGCUCGUGGAAGUCGGCCUAUACAGUCUCUCCCUAGAGUACGAAGCCGGAGGCGCCGGACGAACACUUCUGCAAGAUUGCUACAUGAGACUAGACUGUGAACCCCAAAUCGUCACAUUCAUGAUCUACGCCAUACCUGUAACCUCAACGCCCCCCGGCGCAUCCCACCGCCUCCGCUUCUGGCUCCGCACACCUUUCGUAUCACAAUCCCCCGCCUCCUCUGCUGUCUCGCAGUCUGACUCUUACAUCUAUCAGCGCCUCUGGAAAUCAGACGAGUUCAAGCUCGGCUCCGAUCUCAACUUUGAUGCACUGGGAUCAAAACUUGCGAUGGGCGUCCGUGAUCCAGAUUCGCCGCGAAUAGAACGUGAUCUUCCGUGUUUAAACCCCAGCCGACGCCGAAGCUCCCGGACACCUGCGAAUGGGAUUAGUGGCUCGUCAAGAAACCCUCUAGCACAUGAACGUUGAUCCCAUGACUUUAUUUAUGAACAGACUAUUUAUGCCAGCUGCUUCUCAUCUCACGAUAGUUCAUGUUUAUAUCAUUUACAUAUUUACUUACAUCC